Vidua macroura (Pin-tailed whydah) is the source of this 801-nucleotide messenger RNA. RefSeq names its product foot protein 1 variant 1-like. The coding region runs from base 323 to 724 and encodes 133 amino acids. The record is from RefSeq and is a predicted model, not a curated record. The transcript has 6 exons. NCBI's taxonomy places the organism in Eukaryota, Metazoa, Chordata, Aves, Passeriformes, Viduidae.
AGUAUAAACCAGUAUGGACCAGUAUGGGACCAUAUGGGACCAGUAUGGACCAGUAUAAACCAGUAUGGGACCAGUAUGGGACCAGUAUGGACCAGUAUAAACCAGUAUGGACCAGUAUGGACCAGUAUAAACCAUAUGGCACCAGUAUGUACCAGUAUAAACCAGUAUGGGACCAGUAUGGGACCAGUAUAAACCAGUAUGGACCAGUAUGGGACCAGUAUGGACCAGUAUAAACCAGUAUGGCACCAGUAUGUACCAGUAUGGGACCAGUAUAAACCAGUAUGGACCAGUAUGGGACCAGUAUGGACCAGUAUAAACCAGUAUGGACCAGUAUGGACCAUAUGGGACCAGUAUAAACCAGUAUGGACCAGUAUGGACCAGUAUAAACCAGUAUGGGACCAGUAUAAACCAGUAUGGGACCAGUAUGGACCAGUAUAAACCAGUAGGGACCAGUAUGGGACCAGUAUGGACCAGUAUAAACCAGUAUGGACCAGUAUGGACCAGUAUGGACCAGUAUGGGACCAUAUGGGACCAGUAUAAACCAGUAUGGACCAGUAUAAACCAGUAUGGGACCAGUAUGGACCAGUAUGGACCAGUAUGGACCAGUAUAAACCAGUAUGGGACCAGUAUAAACCAGUAUGGGACCAGUAUAAACCAGUAUAAACCAGUAGGGACCAGUAUGGGACCAUAUGGACCAGUAUGGGACCAGUAUGGACCAGUAUAAACCAGUAUGGACCAGUAUGGAUCAGUAUGGACCAGUAUGGACCAGUAUGGACCAGUAUAAACCAGUAUGGACCAGUA